Molecule: messenger RNA, 741 nt
Organism: Zasmidium cellare ATCC 36951
Lineage: Eukaryota; Fungi; Ascomycota; Dothideomycetes; Mycosphaerellales; Mycosphaerellaceae
Exons: 1
Coding region: 1-741 (246 amino acids)
Biological process (GO): DNA alkylation repair; regulation of DNA-templated transcription
Cellular component (GO): nucleus
Source: RefSeq, a predicted model, not a curated record
AUGGCUUUGCUGACGGCUGUACAGGCUAUUCGACCAGUUGGUGCUUUGCAUUGUACCUUGGGUGUCAUGAGCCUCAACAAUGAUCAGCUUUCGCAAGCCACAGCUUUCUUACAAAGUCUUGACGUGGGCUCGAUACUCGCCCCAUCAGCAGGGGAAAGAGACCCAACAUCGGAUCAGGCGACCACGACUGCACCGUUGGCACCUAUGGUGGUAGACCUGAAAGGCUUGGAAUCAAUGCAUGCCCCAGAUAAGACCUCCGUUAUCUACUCGGCGCCUUUCGACUCAAGUGAGAGACUUUACCCGUUCUGUCUGGCAGUGCAGCAACUGUUCAAGGACAAGGGUUUCCUGGUCGAGGACGACAGAAAGCUGAAACUGCACGCUACCAUCGUCAACACAAUUUACGCCAAGGGGAAGAAGCUACCAAUGAGACGACAUGGCAACCCUCCAGCCCCGAAGCCUCCUGUCUCUGCAGGCGACAGCGAACAGUCGAGUCUCGCAGCCAGCAACCAGGCACAACAGGAUGACGGCAGCGCACGAGGCCACGGCCCCAACGCCAAUACUCCGCUGAAGCUCGAUGCAAGAGAGCUGCUUCAAAAACACAAAAAUUUCGCCUGGGCCGAGAACGUUACCUUGGACCGCCUGGCCAUAUGUGAAAUGGGAGCAAAGAAAGUCACGGACAGUGAUGGGAGGGUGAUUGCAGAGCAGUACAAUGAAGUUGCCAGCAUAGAGUUGCCCACGUGA